AUGUCUGGCGCCUUUGCUGCCCUUGCUACCGAUGGUGACAGCACUGUUCGCUCACAGUGGGCCACACGCGAUGCUGCUGCCCGUCUUGCUGUGCGUAGUCACUCGCCGUCCACUGAGCGCGCGCACUUUAGUCAGUACAAGAGUGCUAAGACCUUGGACCGAUUCCUCUCUGUUUGCCCCACCACACUCACCGUUGACCUCCUCGAGGAGCGCCUCCUGGCAGCUGAGAAGAGUAUAGUAGCUGUAGGAGCCUCUCGUGGUGACCCUUGUGCCCCCUUCUUUCAGGGGUGCUUCCCCUCCCCCCUUUUGCCCUCUGUUGCCUCUGCUGCUGCGGUCAACCUCGUUGGCACUGAGUCGAUCGGCGCUGCAUCUGCCCCUAGCGGGAGACGCCGCAAUGGCAAGGGCAAGGGGGGCAAAGGCGCUCGAGGGGCUUGCGGGGACGGUGGAGGUGGCGGUGGAGGCGGCGGAGGGAAUGGGGGUGGCGGUGGGAGUGGUGGCGGGGGUGGGGGCUUCGGUGGCGGCGGUGGAGGCGGAGGGUGGGGCGGCGGUGACGGUGGGAGCGGAGGAGGCGGCGGUGGCGGCGGUGGCGGCGGCGGCGGUGGAGCUGGUCGGGGUGGCGCUGUGCAGCUGGGCGGCUUCGGUGGUGGUCAGCGCCAGCAGCAGCAGCGCACUCGUGAGACCCCGCCCCCCAGCAGCUUCGUGAGUGGUACGCUGCGCGUCAGCGGGGUGGGGGUGCUGGUCCCUGUGCCUACGUCCUGCGUACCGGCGACCGCACUGGUGAGCCGUGCGGUGGCCCGCACACCACCCAGCGCUGCUUCGGCCGCCUGA
This is a messenger RNA of Closterium sp. NIES-65, 828 nucleotides long. The record is from the annotation of a GenBank genome assembly. NCBI's taxonomy places the organism in Eukaryota, Viridiplantae, Streptophyta, Zygnematophyceae, Desmidiales, Closteriaceae.